AUGUGUAUUUCCGUAGCUUCUUUUACAUCCUUCUGUUUGUUCUUCGGUUCAGGCUUUAGGGAAAACAAAUUAUUAAGCGCGCCCCAGAAUACAGUAAAUCCAAUUAUAGAGAAAAAGAGAGUGGUUUCCUGCGGCAUGUGUGAGGUUGACACUACCAAACUUUUAGAAGAGCUGCGAAAGGUCAAAGAGAACCUUUCGGAAGUUAUAGAUGAAUGCAUUUUCCUAGAGAACCAAUGUGAAAUGACAGAGAAACGACUAAAAUCAGAACUUUUGGACCGCGACAAGCGCAUAGCCGACAUAUCUUCUGCACUGAUGGAAAUGGUGAAAUAUACUUCACUUCUGGAAAGGCAAGUCAUUGCAUCCGCGUUCACGACUUUGGGCUCAGCCAUGAAGCGGGCACCAGCGAUCGACAUGUGCCGUAACAUAUCCCUCAGAGAAGUUGCUUCGGCUGUUAGGGAGCGGGGAGAGUCAUCAGGUUCUCGCAGCUCUGCCAAAAGGAAAACUCGUAACGGUGCACUUUACAGUGAAGCCAAAAUGGCCGAAGAGAAAAAUGCCUUUCUGCUUUCCGUAGACGAAGCUUGUGCUUUAGUUAAUGGACUUCUGAGGGAGAAAGUUAACCUUGCCGCUAAAAUCGGCGAAGUCGCGUUUCACGUUAACAACGCGAUUGCGAGAGGGGAGCGAACGUCGCCAGCACUCCCAGAUGCAUCCUCGGAGAAUGUGGACGACCUGCACCAAAGUAUACUCAACUUAACAAAACAGUUAAGUGCAUGCGGAAACGAGGGGGACGAAGAGAAAAACCUGAAACAGGUGCCAUCACAACAUACGGCGGAGACGGAGGAACCGAGACAACCGCAGGGACUCAUAGCGGAGAAAGAGGACAACACCAGCAGGCCGCAGUCGCCCAGUCAAACACAACCACCGGCGGGGUUGGCAUCUUUAGGUCCUCAUAUUUUAGACAUAAGCCGUAGCUCCCUCCCCGCAGUUAGCAUCACCACACAAAAGGGAGAAGGUGAGUGUGGUGAUAUAACAACAGAAUCACUUGUCAAGAAGCUAGCGGCCGCUGAGGAAAAAUGCAUGGCAGUAGAGAAGCAAAGUAGAAGGGAACGGGAGGAGCUGCACGCGGAGCUGGCGUAUUUGAGGAACUCAUCUAGAGAGGAGAAGGAAGAGUACAAUACACUCAUUGAGCGCUUAACGGUUGAAUUGGAAAUACUAGUUGCAGAAAAUGCAGUGAUGCGGAAGCGGAUUAAAGGUAGGAAACACUCCCGAGAUAAAAUCGAGUAA
Trypanosoma brucei brucei TREU927 is the source of this 1281-nucleotide messenger RNA. RefSeq lists its product as hypothetical. The transcript has a single exon. The coding region runs from base 1 to 1281 and encodes 426 amino acids. NCBI's taxonomy places the organism in Eukaryota, Euglenozoa, Kinetoplastea, Trypanosomatida, Trypanosomatidae. The record is from RefSeq and is a predicted model, not a curated record.